AUGACAAUAACUGUAGCAAAAUCUAUCUCACCCAAUGAAAAUUUGACACAAACAAACAAAAAUAAUUUAUCAUUGGAAGGAUACUUUUUUGAUUUAAACAUUGAGUUUGAAAACAGCAACAUCAAUUACAUUAAAAACAACAACAACAAUUACAUCGGUAACAAAGACAGCAACAACAAUAACAACAACGACAACAACAGCAGCGGCAAUAAAACGAAAGAAGCAUUUCAUAAAUCAUCAAGCAAUCACAUAAGGAAACAUAUCAAACGAUCUAAACAUUCAAACGGUUACAACAACUACGUCAUUCGUGACAUCAACAACCCCGACAACAAUAACAACAACUUAAAUAAUAGUAACAACAAUAAUAAUAACAUUACCGACAGUAAUAAUAUUAACAGCAUUGUUAUUAAUAAUUCUACUAACCUCACUAACAACAACACCUCCAUCAACAACAUCGACAACAUCAACAACAACAACAAUCACAUUGAUAGGGUAAAGAUUAACAAACUCAACCACACCUCUAAAGAUGACGACAUCAUGACUCCCUCUACGUUUCAACAUACCAGCAACAAAAUAUUCAACUCCAAACACGACAAUGUUUAUAUUAAUGACGUCAUCAACGACAACAACAAUGACAACAACAACAACAACAACAGUAAUUAUGACAUUAAAAACAAGACCAACAACAACGACAACAUAACCAACAGCAAAAACAUUAUCAAUAUCAACAAAACCAAUGACAAAAUUCCAAAAACUAUCGGUAAUAAUAACAAGAAUAAAAAAAACAACAACAACAGCAAUAAUAAUAAUAGCAUUAAACAUGACAUGAACAACAACAACAACAGCAAUAAUAAUAUUAAUAAUAGCAUUAAACAUGACAUGAACAACAACAACAACAACAAAUUCAUUAAUCCGUUUUGGCAUACCGAGUUUCAACCCGACUUCGUUGUGAUGGACAUGUCAGAGAUGAGCGAAGUAGGGCAGGCAUGGCUGCCCCUCACCACGGCCACUGACCUUGACGCCGACUACUCUGUACAAAAAUACGUCAUCGAGGGAGACGACGGACAUUUCCGGUUAAGGAUAACUGAAAAGUUAGACAACUCGAUAGACUUGCGGUUGAUUUUGAGCAAGCCACUGGACAGGGAAGUGAGAGGUCAACAUAAGUUCAAGGUCAUCGCGUACGACGCAGAGGACACGCCUCUCGGCACCAUGGUCAUCCAACUCUCAGCCAAUGAUCAAGAUCUAGGUCGCAAUGCCCUAAUUAAAUAUGUUAUCGUUAAUGGGAACACUCAAAAUAAUAAUAACAAUAACGUUAUAGACGCUAGUAAAAAUAACAAUUAUAAAAAAACCAAUAGCUUGAAUAAAACCCCAAACAAUAACAACAAAACUUCUACAGCAUUGUUCUCGAUAAAUGAAACUUUUGGAGAAAUCUACGUCACUGAUGAGUUGCAGUUGAGUUAG
Molecule: messenger RNA, 1461 nt
Organism: Helobdella robusta
Lineage: Eukaryota; Metazoa; Annelida; Clitellata; Rhynchobdellida; Glossiphoniidae
Exons: 5
Coding region: 1-1461 (486 amino acids)
Biological process (GO): homophilic cell-cell adhesion
Cellular component (GO): membrane
Molecular function (GO): calcium ion binding
Source: RefSeq, a predicted model, not a curated record